This is a messenger RNA of Monoraphidium neglectum, 600 nucleotides long. RefSeq lists its product as hypothetical. NCBI's taxonomy places the organism in Eukaryota, Viridiplantae, Chlorophyta, Chlorophyceae, Sphaeropleales, Selenastraceae. The record is from RefSeq and is a predicted model, not a curated record. Bases 1 to 600 code for a protein of 199 amino acids. The transcript has a single exon.
AUGGAUUGUGCUCGUGUCUCUUUGCCCCCCUCCCCCUCAAAACUUGUUGCAGUCGCACGCCUGGAGCUCAUACACUGGCCCGGUGCUGAGGCCUGCAACCAGCUGACCUGGGCCAAUGACUGCGGCGGCAACCUUGCUGCCGCCAUCGAUGGCACCAGCGUCACCCUCACGCCGGCGGUGGCGCCCGCCUUCAAGGCCCUCUGCCCUGCCUCCGCCGGCGUCGCCAUCGGCCAGGGCAGCAAAGCGCAGGCGGCAGUAGCCUUCCCCCAGCACCCCGUCGGCGUCGUGUCGGCCAAGCCCGACGGCACGGUCACUUUCGACUUCACGCGCGCCGCCUCGGACGACGCGGAUUGGUCCAAGUGCAUGCUGACCUACCGCGUUGCCGAGGGCAGCUUCCUGCAGGCGGGCACGUCAUCCCAGUCGUCGUCACUCCAGGCGGCGUCCCAGUCCUUCCAGGGCUUCCAGUCGUCCCUGGGCGCAAAGCAGGUGUCAGCCCAGAAGACGACCACGCCCAACAACAGGGGCCUCAUCGUAAGCACCUCCGUCUUAGGCGGCGUGGCGGCGGCGCUGGCCCUGGGGAACCUCUUUGAUCUCAAGUAA